This is a messenger RNA of Beta vulgaris subsp. vulgaris (sugar beet), 810 nucleotides long. RefSeq names its product tetraspanin-8. Lineage: Eukaryota; Viridiplantae; Streptophyta; Magnoliopsida; Caryophyllales; Amaranthaceae. The transcript has 2 exons. Gene Ontology annotation, biological process: auxin-activated signaling pathway. Gene Ontology annotation, cellular component: plasma membrane; plasmodesma. The record is from RefSeq and is a predicted model, not a curated record. Bases 1 to 810 code for a protein of 269 amino acids.
AUGGCAAAGAUAAGCAACAUUAUAAUCACAACCCUUAAUUUUGUAACAACAAUCCUUUCAUUAGUAGCCAUAGGAAUCUACAUUUACCUUCACUUCAUCAAUGAAAGUCCAACACACUGUCAAAAAAUGGUUGAGUUACCUAUUCUUAUCAUAGGACUUGUCUUACUCUUAAUAUCUCUACUUGGUUUAAUAGGUUCAUGGUGUCAAAUCUCUUCCUUACUUUGGAUUUACCUUGUUGCUUUGGUGCUUAUUAUCCUUGGUUGGUUCAUUUUCACGGUUUUCGUCUUCUUUGUGACGAAUAAAGGCGCCGGAAAAGUGGUUUCUGGUGUAGGAAUUGAGGAGUAUAGGCUUGGAAACUACAAUCAUUGGUUACAAAAACAUGUUGUUAAUGGAAACAAUUGGGUUCAAAUAAGGAGUUGUUUGGUUGAUAGUAAAGUUUGUGACUCUAUUGAUGUUGAUUAUACCAAGAAUGGGCUUGAUUUUCUUAAAAAUAGAUUGACUCCAAUUCAGUCUAGCUGUUGCAAGCCACCAACAUUAUGUGGGUUUACACAUAAGAAUGCAACCUAUUGGGAGGUUCCGAAGACCGGGCCGGGCUCGGCGGAUUCCGACUGCAAGGCAUGGAGCAACGAGCAGAAUAGGUUGUGCUACGAUUGCAAGUCUUGUAAGGCAGGUGUACUUGCCAACCUGAGGAAGGAGUGGCGCCAUUUCUUGAUCUUCAAUGGCAUCAUUAUUGCCCUUCUCUUUGUCAUUUAUAUGAUAGGUUGUUGUGCAGUACGCAACAGUCAUCAUCGUUUAUUAAAAUACCCUUAG